AUGUCAGGUAAGGCUGCACAAUUGUACAAAGGUUGUGUCCUUUUGUUUGUACGUCAUGAUCAGACGCAACGUUUCCCCUCCGUGCUCCCUCUCUCCAUGAAUGCCAUUACACUUCCUCUCGAUAUCCUCCCCUCCAUCUUGGACGAGCUUGCAAAUGACGAAGACGGCGGUCUCGAAUCUCUGAAAUCUUGUUCUCUGGUCUCCCGCGCAUUGGCCCCCCUCUCCCAAUCCCGUUUCUUCAACACGGUCUCACUCAAUGAGGAGGACGAUUCCCCACAUACCCCACAACGUCUCGAACACCUUCUAUGCGCUUCACCAGCCAUUGCAAACUACAUUCGCGAAGUUCACUUUUUCAUUACGAGAAAGGACAUAUAUUCACCAACCGCACCUUCAGUGCUCGAAAUGCUCACAAAACUCACCGCAAUCACGAUCGGGUAUAUUACCGAUGGCGGUAGACCAUUGGAUUGGCAGAACCCUAGUUUUAUAAAGCUACGACAAAGCCUCGUCAACAGUUUCCACCUUCCAACACUUCGUGCAUUAACCCUGGAAAGUGGCAUAAAAAACCUUCCGGUCACCGACUUAUUAGGAUGUUCGAAUUUAAAACGCCUGGAAAUUUACGCUAUAGCAGUGGUGAACGGGACCUCGGGGGUCCAGUCACCUGUCGGCCACUUACCAAUCCAGCUUUCCUCUUUCAACAUUUGGAAGUCUCCUCGAGACACAGUGAAGACCAUUAUCGAAGCCGCCACGGAGAACGGGACCCCCGUCUUCGACGUGACACGUCUUACCACUAUUUCCUUCUGCACCGAGUCGGAAAAUUAUGAUGCAAUGAAGAAUCUCAUCAUGGGAUCACAGCAUCUCACCCAUCUGAACCUCACGAUUUUGGCUGACUAUCGAUUCGACUGUAAGGAACUCGCAAAUAUGGUGGCAUCUUCAAGACACACUCUCAAGUUCUUGCAAUUAGAGCUGAGAUCAGAAGGCCGGUUCAAGACCCCGCCAUUGCUUAACCUCUGCCCCGAACUCGAAAAAAUUGCCAACCAAGGGAACGUCAUUGAGUCCAUCACAAUCACCACAUGGAUUAGUGCCUAUAUUGGACCGGAAACGUGGAAUGACUGGGAUGAUAUAAGGAAAGCUUUACUCAGGGAGGGUUGGCCAUGCCUCAGGAGGGUCUCACUAAUGGUGCAGCUGAUCAUGAUCGCCGGAGAAGAAGAUGAGGCGCAAGCAGGGGUGAAGGAACGCUUGGAGCGGUUGCAUGAAACACAUCUUUCUGCCCUCAUAUCUCAUUCUGAAUUCUCAUUUACAUUUUCUUUCGAGGCAGUCGAUGAGGGCGAGCUAAUGGCUGCGUAG
This is a messenger RNA of Cyclocybe aegerita, 1344 nucleotides long. NCBI's taxonomy places the organism in Eukaryota, Fungi, Basidiomycota, Agaricomycetes, Agaricales, Hemipholiotaceae. The record is from the annotation of a GenBank genome assembly.